UUUCUCGACAAUUCGAAUACGUCUUCUUGUUUCACUUCAACAUCUCGGCAAUGACUCUUUCUGUGGUAGUUCGUGAAAAUGUGAAAUCUGAAUAUCGAAUCGUGCUCCGAAACACUUCGAUUUAUGACGUAGCAGUGAAGAUUGUAAAUCCCAACGAAAGCCCAAAACUUGAACGUUACGAAUGCUUGGUUCUAUCCAAUAAGUAUACUGAAGUCGCAAUCCUUGAAACACCAUCCAAAGCUGCUCUGCUGAAAAACAAGCCGGUCGAUAUCUACGCUAGGGCCAUUUACCCGUACAAUCGAAAAAACAUUCGUCACUGGAUUGACGGACACGUGUCGUAUAAGCCACAUCAUCUCGUCCAGACACUCAAUUUUCUCGCCGACGAUGCCGAGUAUUCGGCGAAAACGAUUGUCAUCGACCUGCCCGGGAGAUCUACAAUGAUUGAGUCGACGGGAUAUGCAAUCAAAAUGAACAACAGUAAACCACUUCUUCGUGCUUUUCUGGAAAAUGACACGGCUUGCGCUGCUCAAUUCGAAUCGAAAUCCGUGCUGAAAUGCCUCCCAAGAGUUGCAAAACCGGAUUCUCUGAAAUCCAGCAAAAAAGCUCCAAUCGAAGCAAAGAAUGAAGAUCCCUGCUUCAUGAUUCCAUUGUUCAAGGCAUUGUGCAAUCCGAAGACAAAGGUCGAGACGUUGGCACAUGGGGAAACCAAAUCGAGUGAAUAAAAACAUAUGGAACGCAAAAAAUGAUUGAAAAAUAAAUUAUCAUAUCAG
Messenger RNA from Caenorhabditis elegans, 770 nucleotides. Its product is annotated as PapD_N domain-containing protein. Lineage: Eukaryota; Metazoa; Nematoda; Chromadorea; Rhabditida; Rhabditidae. The record is from RefSeq and is marked reviewed.